Molecule: messenger RNA, 1333 nt
Organism: Apis dorsata (giant honeybee)
Lineage: Eukaryota; Metazoa; Arthropoda; Insecta; Hymenoptera; Apidae
Gene: Arl1
Product: ADP-ribosylation factor-like protein 1
Exons: 5
Coding region: 252-746 (164 amino acids)
Biological process (GO): vesicle-mediated transport; intracellular protein transport
Cellular component (GO): Golgi apparatus; cytoplasm
Molecular function (GO): GTPase activity; GTP binding
Source: RefSeq, a predicted model, not a curated record
ACUUCAUGUGAAUUCGACUAACGAUAACGAUACAAGUCAGCAAGUGAUCUGAAGCGAACUGCAUCCGUGGACAGUUAAAGGGGUGUGCGCCCCGGUUACUUAGAUACAAUUGUAAUUCUUAUAUUUGACAAUAAACUUUAAUUUAUACUAUAUGAAUUGGAAAUAAUACGUGAUCGAUAUGGGUGAGUUGUGUGAUAAUUCAUGAAGGAGGAUUACUCAGUUAUUUUCGUAAUUUACUCGGUAGCCGGGAAAUGCGAAUUUUAAUUUUAGGCUUGGACGGAGCCGGAAAAACUACAAUCUUGUACAGAUUGCAGGUUGGUGAAGUGGUUACAACAAUACCUACUAUAGGAUUUAAUGUAGAACAGGUCACAUAUAAAAAUUUAAAAUUUCAAGUAUGGGAUCUGGGAGGUCAAACUAGUAUAAGACCAUAUUGGAGGUGUUAUUAUUCAAAUACAGAUGCAAUAAUUUAUGUUGUGGAUUCGGCAGAUAAAGAUAGGAUAGGCAUAUCAAAAGAUGAAUUAAUUUAUAUGUUGAGAGAAGAAGAACUGCAAGGUGCCAUUUUAGUGGUUUUGGCAAAUAAACAAGAUAUGGCAGGAUGUUUAAGUGUAGCAGAAGUUCAUCAGGCUCUUGGAUUAGAUGCUCUUAAAAAUAGAACGUUCCAAAUCUUCAAAACAUCUGCAACAAAAGGUGAAGGUCUUGAUCAAGCAAUGGACUGGUUAUCAAAUGCACUGCAAAGUAGAAAAUGAUUAAUAUUAUUAAGAAAUUUUUUUACCUAAGCCUUAUUAAGAAGACUAGUCAUAUGACUGUCAAAUUGAACAAGCCACGCAAAGCUGGACACUUUAUUCCGUUUAUUUAUUAUAAUUAUAUUUUAAAUAGUCUUAUUUAAUCGAAUUUCAUCGAAAAACGAUAUUUAUAAUUUUCAUAAUGUGAAGCAGGGAAUAAAAAUAAAAACAAAAAUUUUAUCUUUCUAUAGAAAUUUAAAUGAAAUAAACAUAAAGAUUUAUUCAAUUUAAAUAUUUUUUUUCAUAUGAUUUAAUCAUUGCUGUAUUCAUUCUGUGUAAUUUUUAUUAUUUCUUAAUAUUACAGCAUCUUUGGAUUUUUAAUAUUAUAUUGGCAAACAAUAAGUGUAAAAAAAGUGUAAUGUAUAUUAAUAUAAAUAUAUCAUUUUUUAUUAUUAAUCAAAGAGAUUAUUUAUAAAUAUUGCAGUAAAAUUGGAAAUCGUUUGAAAUGUCAAUAUUUUGACAUACUGUGUGAAUAGUUAUGUAAAUAUAUGUAUUGGUUUAAUUUCAUUCAUAUAAUGUUAAGGUACAUAUGUAAAAUGUUCUUUUUUAUA